UGUGUUGUACGUCAAGACGAUGCUGUUGUCUAUACUAUAGUGCUUUAGUUCUUCAGUUGAAUGCUGUGCAAUUCAAAACAUUAUUGUCUAGUAGUGAAAAUAAAUCUUUUGAGUUUCUAAACGUAAAAGCAGUUGGCAAUGAAUGCGUCGGCUGGGACAGGAGUUUUUGUCUUGUCCUUGAUGUCCAUACCCGUCUCCUAUUUAUUCAAUUCCCUUGUCUACAAUAGCGGCAUCGAGGCAGUAUUUUAUGCUGGAUCGACAACCCUUCUCAUACUUGCGAUAUCAGCGUACUUUUUAAUAAAAAAGAAAGCACUUAAAGACCCUUUAUUUUAUGUGUUUGCUGUUUACACCUUCCUGAGUGUGAUGAACCUGAUCAUAGCGCUGGAGCAGGACGGCGUCAUUGACGACUUCAUGACCUACUAUCUCCAGAAGGCAAAUCCCUACAUCAACACUGCGCAUGGUCACAUUACCUCCUACUGGGAUGGCAGUGCCCACUAUCUCAUGUACCUUCUGAUAGUGGCAGCAAUAACAUGGGGGGCCAGCUACAGAGCCAUUGGACUGUACUGGAUGGGCUCAUUCCUCAUCCAUGCCAUUGUCUUAAAUACAGGGAAUGUUGUAGGGAAGUAUGGGAUCCAGAUGAGCCCUCUGUUCCUCUUCCACAUGCUCUACAUCCUGGUGUCUGUGUGGGCCUGCUUCCGCAUCAUCAGACAGCCCUGCACCAUGGAGGCCCAGCCAAUGAGUGUCCAGGAAGCCCAGAAGAAGAAUCUUCUCCAGAGACCUUUGGACUUCCUGCUCGCCUUCUGCCUCAUCCCCGCCACCAUCUUCUGUGUCUUCCGAGGCCUGGUGGCGUUAGACUGCCCGUCUGAAUGGUGUCAGGAAUACAGCCAGCUCUAUGAGCCCUACCUUAAAGAUCCCUCUGCCUACUCUAGAAUACAGAUGCUGGUGAGCAUGCUGUACUCCGGGCCCUACUAUGUGCUCUGCCUCUAUGGGCUGCUGGUGCCAGGCUGCCACUGGAUGACCGAUCUAACCCUGGUGCACUCAGGAGCCAUCGCCCAGGCUCAGUUCUCUCACAUCGGAGCGUCUCUACACACACGGACACCCUUCUCCUACAGAGUACCUGCUGACAGCCAGGCUGUGUUCCUGCUGGUGAACGUCCUGUAUACUCUGGUGCCUCAGGCCCUCUGCUACCGCUGUGUCACCAACCCUGCCUUCUUCUUCAGGGACCCUCCUUUCAACAAGAAAAGUGUGUGAGAGAAAGAGUAAUAGUUGCAUUAAAUGUGUAUACUGUGCAAAGCCACAAAUCAAGGUUUUUAUGACUUUGUAGGGUGUUUAAGAUGAGUAAAAACAACACUUGGACUGCAUUCCAAUGACUUUAUUCUGUAAAAGUUAUCCAUAAACAGCAAAACAGUUUACAUUAAACUACAAACCUUGAAAAUGUAAAAUAUGUUCAAAUUACGUGCUUAACAAAGAUUGAAAGGUAACAAAAAUAAAAUUGUAUGGGGUUUACAUAUCACACAGUGCUUUAAUCAACUAUCAAAAAAAUAAAUACAAUAUCUCGUGAAGACUCAUUUAUCAUGAAGAGAUACGAGGAAGAAAUGCAACUGGGAAACAGGAGAUGUAUGAGUGGAAGAUGGAGGGAAGAACCCUCAAUGCUAGACUGCACACUCAAUAUUAGACAGUCUGUAUUCUGCAACACAGUCUGUAUGUCAUGAGACAAUCUGUAUGCUGUAGAACAGGAUUAUCUUGUGUAUGUUAUUCAGGUCUGUACAGCUAAAGA
This is a messenger RNA of Osmerus eperlanus (European smelt), 1777 nucleotides long. RefSeq names its product transmembrane 6 superfamily member 1-like. The transcript is spliced from 10 exons. Lineage: Eukaryota; Metazoa; Chordata; Actinopteri; Osmeriformes; Osmeridae. The record is from RefSeq and is a predicted model, not a curated record. Bases 139 to 1251 code for a protein of 370 amino acids. Gene Ontology annotation, cellular component: lysosomal membrane.